This is a messenger RNA of Cephus cinctus (wheat stem sawfly), 6992 nucleotides long. RefSeq names its product whirlin (gene dysc). NCBI's taxonomy places the organism in Eukaryota, Metazoa, Arthropoda, Insecta, Hymenoptera, Cephidae. Gene Ontology annotation, cellular component: stereocilia ankle link complex; plasma membrane; stereocilium tip. Gene Ontology annotation, molecular function: protein binding. The coding region runs from base 774 to 3458 and encodes 894 amino acids. The record is from RefSeq and is a predicted model, not a curated record. The transcript is spliced from 16 exons.
CCGGCACGCGAACCUGUUGAGCUAAGAGUCAGUACCCAGUUAACCUAGCCAGUCCAGGUCUACCACCCCCGGUAUGCAAAGUGAGGAAACACGGGGCUGGAUGUUUAAUGGUUCACAAUUAUGGUUUACGUUCUUCCUGGCCGAUGAAAGACAGGUAGUCAUUACUUCGGGCUCGUUUACUGUUGCCACAAAAAUAGUGAAGAAUAUAUGAAAGCUUUUAUUCUCGAAAGACAAAGCCUCUUCGCAUUCAGGUGUAGCACAGUAGGAACGAAUUCUUGUUUGAUUCCGUGUCCAAGGUCCGGACUAUUUAAGAAGAAUCGAAGGAAAGCCUAAGACACGAGUGGAAGUAGGCAAUGAAGAGUUCUUCAGGGGUUGGUUUGCCGAAGCCACCGAGGUCACCAAGGGUGGCUGAUGGUCGGGUGGUGGCAGCAGCGAGGUUCCUUCUCGAUCGGACAGAGCUUGCGCGUAAGGUUCUGUCGUUAGUUGGAGAAACUCCCACGAGGUCUGCGGCGGCAGGCCCGAGCAUAGAAAUCCGGCCAGCAUAUAGGGGAGGACUCGAGCCUACUCCCACCCUCGCUCGACUCCAAAGCAACCCCCAGCUAAGCUCUCAGCGCCAGUUGUGAGCUUCGGGCCGGCUGGAGGCGAUGCGUGUCUCGCGUCCAGCUUCCGUGCGCUUCCGUGCGUUCCCGUGAGAAUCGCGUUGGUGCCAUCCCUCCAAACAAUUCGGACGCAAAGCCAUGAGAGACGUAUGACCUAAAGCGAGAGGACGAGCCAUGGCAAGCAGCACGGAGGACUACGGAUCCGAGCUGCAGGAGCUGCAGUGGGGCAGUAGCAACGGUCCCAAUUUCCUGCGAAGUGGUUCGCAUUUCCCGAGGAGCGGAUGCUACGAGGCUGAAGAUCUCGAAUCCAGCAGACAUCACGGGACCCAGCAUCGGGGGUACUACAGUCCUCCUGGCACCAGCUACACCAUCGUCGAGAGGCCCCCGAGCGCACCGCAUCAUCAUUCCUCGCAUACGACUCCUUAUAGACAUCGAGGACGCGCUACAUCCGGCACCGGUGCUGGUACAGGUGCAAUCUCACCGGAGCAGGUUCUCAGGCUCUUCGGCAAUGGCGUCUCUAGCGAGAGGAGGCAGAACGGGAGACGCACUCCAGCCUCGAGUCCUGCCAGUGUCGCCAUAAGGAGUUCCUCUUCCCAGCAGAGCCAACAGAAUCCUCAGACUCCACCGCCGCCACAGCCCCUCAGCCUCCAGGAACUCACCGUCAGGACAAUCACCAUGACUAGAGAUCCUCCGGAGUCUCAUCAUGGCUUUGGUAUUUGCGUAAAAGGCGGAAAGGAUGCUGAAGCGCAGUCAGGGGUGGGCGUCUAUAUAUCAAGGGUCGAAGAGGGUUCGGUGGCCGAACGUGCUGGACUCAGGCCAGGAGACACCAUUCUAGAGGUCAACGGGACGCCCUUCCGGGCGGUCACCCACGAGGAAGCACUCAAGAUGCUCAAGUCCUGCAGAACUUUGAGCAUGACUGUAAGAGGUCCUGCUCUGGAUCCGCGAUGCAGGGGAAAUCAUCCUGCGUGGUCUUCGUCGGGUCGACAGCAAUCUUGCAGCUGGAUGGACCGACAGGGCCGACCAGCCUCGCCUCCUCCGCUGCAUCCGCGCGAUUCUCGUUACGCGCCCAGGACGCGAAAGGUCGAGCUCUGCAUAGAACCAGGCCAAUCUCUUGGGCUGAUGAUCCGAGGUGGACUCGAGUACGGACUUGGAAUCUAUGUCACUGGGGUCGAUAAGGAAAGCGUCGCGGACCGAGCAGGAUUAUUGGUAGGCGACCAAAUCAUCGAGGUCAACGGCCAGAGUUUCGAGGAAGCUACGCACGACGAGGCGGUGCAGAUCCUGAAGACAAACAAGAGGAUGAGUCUGCUGAUCAGGGAUGUUGGCAAAGUGCCACACUCCUGCACGACCAGUCAACCCAUGGUGUUACCAGCCUCAAGGUACCAGGAGCAUGAUCCUCUGCUCCUGGAGAGUCUUGGGAACCACGAGCCACCCACGAGUGCUAGCAGCAACGACUGGAGACCCAGAGGACUUCACACGGUGUCCUCGGCGACCGCUGCCAUGGUCGAGGAAAAGGCUAGGGUCGUCCUGGCCAGGAGUGAAAGGGCGGCUCUGUCGCAGCUUCUCGCAGACUACAGAACACGCAGGAUCACCGUCGAGGAUCUCGUCUCGAGUCUUGCCGACCUUCUGAAUACUCAUGAGAAGCUGACGUUGCUCACUGAAUUGCGAGAGCUAGUCGACAGCAAGGACAGAGCUGCUUUCGAUGAUCUAGUCUACAGGCCACGGGCUACUUUAAGCAGGAGAAAAGGUGACAGGGCGCAUUCCGACCUCGUAGUGACACCUUCGCUCCACGAUCUUCCGAGGGGUGUUUCCGGGGGUUGUUGCCGACCGGGACGACUGGUGGACAUCGAGGGAGAUCCUCUGGGAGUGACGGGACCUCUCCUGUCCAGGGAUAACCAGGAGUAUAGGUCGCCGAGCGAGGACAGCGGUCUCGGGGCUGACAUGCCCAGGACCAGAGUGGGCUGCAGAAGAGGUCAGCAGCAUCAGGUCGCAACCUCUGACCUCGCCCUCUCCAACGAUGACGAGUGUGAUAAUCAGGACUACGAGGACGAGACAGGAAACGACCGCGGUCGACGUCACAGUUCACCAGGAGGCUCUCGGGGCAAUUCCCGGGACUAUCCUCAUCAUCAUCUUCUUCCUGACAAUUUGGAGAGCGACGGAGGGUGCGAGGGUAGCGACGCCGAGAUGAUCGGUAAUGGGAGGCGAGGCAAGAGGGAUCGGGACCGCGAUCGUAAUCGAGAUCGUGAUCAUGAUACGGAGGAGGAUGAUGACGAAGGAAGGGAGGAGAGGAGCUCGGAGGGUGUUGGAGGUGGGGGUUUUGGUGGUUGGAGGUCACACCUCCUUGGUGGACUGACCCAGCGUGUCAAAUCCUGGUACUGGGGCGCCAGGCCCCUCGAACUCGCGCACAAGCUGUCACGGAGCUUCGACAUGCAGGAGGCGCAACUUUUGGAAGAGAGUGGAUCCGGAAGUGGAGCAGCCGGAAGUGGUGGCUCGGGUGGACCACCCCGGAGGCACCACAGUGCUCAGCGGUUAACCAGGAGCGAGAUGUCCGAGAGGAGAGAGGAGGACGGUGCCCUGGUGGUUCCUGAUCAUCAGGGCAACCUGAGAAUCACGGUCAAGAAGACCAAGUCCAUUUUGGGUAUCGCCAUUGAAGGUGGAGCCAACACGAAGCAUCCUCUGCCGAGGAUCAUCAAUAUUCACGAGAAUGAAACUACUGUUUCAGGACAAUGGAGCAGCUUACGAGGCCGGUGGACUCGAGGUUGGUCAGCUGAUCUUGGAGGUCGACGGUCACAAGGUGGAGGGACUUCAUCAUCAGGAAGUGGCCAGACUGAUAGCCGAAUCAUUCGCACGGCGGGAUCGUAACGAGAUCGAGUUCCUGGUCGUCGAGGCGAAGAAGAGCAACCUGGAGCCGAAGCCUACGGCCUUGAUUUUCCUAGAGGCGUAGCAAGAAUCUCCCACCUCCGAGCCGGAAGUAUCCUAGCUUCGAAUCCCGAAGCCAAUUCGAGAGUGAUUCCUCAGAAUACAUGAAAAACGCUAACGGAAGAAGAAGUAUUGAAAAUUAUUAAAAAUCAAAGAAAAAUUACUCUCUGGCUUCUGGAUCUGACUGAAUCUCCAACAAGUUUACCGAUUCAACUGGCCCAGGUGGUGGGAAGAUUAAGACACUUGUGUCGGCUAAUUCGACUCAAUCUAGUCGCUAAGCGCUGAUUAGAGAACACGUGUUGUCAAUCGUAUACCAGCGAGUUCCGCAGCGAACAAAGUGGGUAUGACGAAUUGAUGCUACAGACGGGAAGGAUGGAAUUAACACAGGACAAGCUGCACCAAGGAAGAGAGAAAGAGAGAGAAGAAGGAGUGCACGCAGUUUAAGUGGAACCGGCCAAGAAUAAUGGCCGAAGACGUUGAUGGUUGGUUCGCCUCAGUAUUAGACAUAUUCACGAGAAGCGUGCACUGUGCCAAAGUAAUUAGCGACGUUUCACGUGAAUAUAUACAUACGUAUAUGUACGGAAAAUACAUAUAGAUCCUCGUGCGUUACGUUUAAUCAAUGAGUCUGUUAAUGCGAACGAUCGGAGAGUGACGGCAGUGCGCAUGCGCGCACGCGACAACCACGACUUUUCGCUAAGAGAUUCACGAUGCAAUUCACUGUUGACUAAUGUGUUACAAUGGCGCCGAAGGAUUAAGGUCCUUGCUCCGCUCCGCGCAGUCAUCUUUUUCUUUUUAUCUCGCGAUCGAACGAUCGAGCGAUCCUCCAUAGAUUUUUUGGUCCUAAGGAACAGUUAAAGUCGAAGAGCGGAGCAAAGUCGUUUAAUUCUGUCGAGCGAUAAUUAUAGACUUAUUAUGGGAAUUGUUGAGGCUUAAAAAGUAUAUAUAAAUAUAUAUACCUAUAUAUAUACGUAUACGUAUAUAUAUAUAAUUAUUACCGAAAAUUCUCGUAGUGGAAUGCAAGUUAUAAAUAUAUGGAGUGUUCGCAAUUCGUGAAGAGGAGAACGACUAGUAUAUAUAUAUACAUAUAUAUAUACAUAAUAUUUUCAAAAAGUAACACGUAGUUGUGCAUAAUCUAAGGGUUACUACAGGCCUGGUGAAUCGGGUCUAAAAUUGCGAUACGAUCCGGUGAGCUUCUAGCUUAUUUUACAAGAGGAUUUCCAAUGUUUUUCUUAGUUUUGGGAAAAUCCGAAUUCGUUGAUAAUCGUUUAGGAAUGUUCAAGCUCAUCGUGGAUCGUAGCGCUCUUUAGGAGGAUUGCGUGUAACGGUACUGAGGCUGCUCAUGGUACUCGAUUGGUUUAGAAAUUAGAGGAGCCACGCAUAGGCGAGUUCAAGGUAAUAAGACAGAUACGCAUGCAAAGUCAUAGGCGGCAGGCAGAGACACUGGAAAAGACAGAACUGCACUGUGAAAAUAACUACAACCGUGUAUCUUAGAGGAACUUAGAACUGUAAAGUUGGUAAUGUGCCAAAACGUAGUGAGUAAACGAAAUUGAGAUAAACUCGAGAAGAAGAUUGCCCGAAGAGAAGAGGAAAUGAUGGGAAAGUAGGCCGAAAUAAAAAUUGAAGAAAAAAAAAGAUGGAUACGUAACACGUAAUGUACAGUCUGUGCCAUUUCGGCUUUUAUUCUGAUUCUUUUUGUAGCACGCACAAUAAUGGCAUAAUAAGAGAUGCACCGCUUUUAACCGUGUGACGACAUGGAAAUCAUCAUUAUAGAAUGUCGGGCGGGUCUUCGUGUACAGGAUGGCCGGAACGGAGACCCGAAAGGGGAUAAUAAAGAAGGAUCGAUCGACGGCUGAAAUAAUGUAGGAGAAGAUCAAAGAAAAAUAGAACCGAAGAAAGAAAUAAAGACAGGCAAACUAUUUCCGAACAGAUUUUUUUAAAAACUUCCAGCCUCUGGCUUCGUUUCGGGUCCAGUCGGUUCUCGAGAAUGGGACGAUCCUAUCAGCUGGGAUGCAUAAGUCCAAUAUUUUUUAAACGGCUUUCGAAACACGCACUCCGGGCGGCCAGAGGUUCAGCUGACAUAUCCGACAAUGCCUUACUGCUUUGCGUCUUGAUAAUUGAACUGUUGAUCGGACGACGAUCGACGAGAAUCCAAAAUCGAGAAUUCAUUUGUCCCGGAUAGUCCCUCGAUUCGCCCUUACCGAUUCUUACGAACGAUCCUUGAGGCUCUCCAGUCUCUGGAGCUCUCUUUGGAUCCUGGAGAUUUUGAGGUGGGUCAAUGUCACGAGUGCACUGGAAAAUUAGGAAAGGAGGAAUGCACGUAAACAAAAAGUUUUUUCUAUUCUCACUGCGAUUAUUCGCGAUAAGCACCGGUCAAAAAAUCGAUGCACACUUGAAAACGAAGAUUCGACCAUGAUAAAAAACUGCAAUGAUCUCCAAUUCCGAGAAAGAAGAACGACAGGUGGACCUGAAGUGUGCUGGACCGAUCGCAGCUUCUCUCGUCGCGUCAACCUUCGCCAUUCCUAUGUACAGGCGAGAUUCUCUCGAUCGAUCACGAUCGAUCUCUCGGUAGAUUCAAAUAGACAAGUAGUGCGUAACCAUACAAAUAGAGAAGUCUAGUAGAUCAGAGGAAGGAUAAAAGGUGCGAUGAACCCGUUAGAGAUUUAGCAAAUCGCAGCUUGAAUCGUAGCGAAACUUUAGCAAAGUUUAUUUUUUCAAAAAUAACCCCACCUCCCACCCUCUCUCCCUCCCCAUCACCCGCUCUCUAAACGUACCUGCAUACAAAAAAAAAAGACAGCCUGACAAGCCAAUUACAACAUCCUGUCCAACGAUUAGUUGGAAUUGCAUGAAUCAGAUGAAAAAAAAAAAACUUUAUCGAAGGUCCUACCUAGGUCCUCCCUGAUUUUUAGGGAUGUCCUGGGGAUCCUCCCCAAUAUCAACCCCUUUGAUUCGACCCUCAUCACACCCAGGCCCUCGCUCACGGCAUUCGUCUUAAUCGACCGUCAAUGCCAAGUCAAGAGAACGAAGAUACUAAAGAACACAGAAGAUUCCACGUAUUCUCAUCUUUUGUCCCGGACACGACGUGACUCAUGCGUGAUGCAGAUUAAUGCAAAAAAUAGAUAAAGAUAAUCUAUAAUUGCGAAGAGAGUAACCGUUUACCUGUUUAACGGCGUCUCGUGAAAUUAUCUAAAUGAUUGUGCGCCAGGUCGUCGUAACAAGUCAAACAACAAAAACUGUACAUACAUAGACAGUUCGUUCAUACGCAUUUCAUAGAUCGUUUUUUGCAGUCCAGUUAUACAAUCACGCGAGACGUAUAAUAUUCCAAUGGAGGACGGGUUAAGAUUACAAAGAUUGUACCGCCCGCCAUUGAGAAUCCUCGAAUACAGCGAAUUGGAGGAAUAAGGCGCAUCGAAACUUUUCAUGUGCAACACACGGAAGUUCAUAUUAUUAUUAUUAUUAAAUAAAAACGUUCACCACGAA